Molecule: messenger RNA, 2381 nt
Organism: Exophiala viscosa
Lineage: Eukaryota; Fungi; Ascomycota; Eurotiomycetes; Chaetothyriales; Herpotrichiellaceae
Product: fungal-specific transcription factor domain-containing protein
Exons: 3
Coding region: 1-2283 (760 amino acids)
Biological process (GO): DNA-templated transcription
Molecular function (GO): zinc ion binding; DNA binding
Source: RefSeq, a predicted model, not a curated record
AUGCCCGUCGAGUACGAGACCAAACCCAAGUCGAAGCAUCGGAAAUCCACUUGUGGUGGCUGUCGUCGCAGGAAGGAACAAGUCCGCGUCUAUACUUCAGAGAUUUGCCUGACCAUCGGCUCCUUGGCCACUUCCCAGGAUGAGAAGAAGCUGCCAGCAAAUUCGCCUGCAAGCGAAACCGCUCUUUCACAAGGAUCAAAUAGCAUUGCCCAACGCAAUCGCCAAGUCAAAUGGGAUACAGAUAUCAGUAUGGACGAAAGCGGCAGUAUAGCCUUCCACAAUUCCACAUCCCCUAUUUACGAACCUCCUUCUUCACAGCGCCAGCGGUCCCCCGUCCAUAUCGCGCAGGUGAACGUCAGUGGAACUGUGCAGGACGACCAACGUGCGAGAAGAGAUCUCAUCUUGAACGCCAACCACCAGAGACAGAUUGAGCCUUUCGCGAUUGCCAACGGAGCCGCCAAAGCAAAUGUCUCGAAGGAAAUCUCGCAAGAGAUGCUCAAAUACCACUGGUGCUGGCAGCACCCUUUGUUCCUCAUCGUAUAUCGACCUGCAUUCACUCGAGGUAUGGCCAUGGUCGAUCUGAAUACCCCAGGGGCACAAGAUCCACCUUAUUUCUCAGAAACUCUGCUAAAGGUCAUAAACGCUCAUUGCGCGAGAUUUCUCAAUCACGACGUGUACCAAGAUCAAUAUCAGAGCGUUCUAAGCCAUCAAAGCUCCGUCAGCGCGUCCAUGACAGCCACAGAUUUCAUGCAACGAAUGACCGAGGAAGCCCGAUUCGGCCUGAGCAUGGACAUGCUGAAGAAGAGUUCCAUCACUACAAUUCAAGCCUGCUUGCAACAGUCGGCACGGGAGGUUUUGUUCGGGAAUUCGUCUCAAGCUUGGACAUUUGCAGGUGUUGCUUUUCGAAUGGCUCUAGAUAUGGGGAUUCACCUGCCCACCGACAAACUUCAGUCCUUCGUAAAGAGUCUGACAGCCGAAGACAUUGAAGUUCGCAAACGUCUUUUCUGGAGUUGUUACACCUGGGAUAAAAUUCUGUCUCUAUAUUUAGGACGGAUGCCUGGCUUUACUCCAAAUACCGAUGAAGUGCCUCUAACCUUCAUGGACGACUACAGCGACAGCGAUCUGUGGUCACCGUACUAUGGAGAAACUCCUAGGCCUCAAGUCGCAAACGCCCCAAAUUAUCCCCCUUGUCCUGGCUAUGUUGUAUCGUGCUUUCGACAACUCUGCAGAUUAUGUGCCAUAUUGAACGAUGUGAUGCACAACAUUUACUCUCCUGAAGCAGCUGCCAGACGUGAAAUGGAGGACGAAGAACACUCGGCAGAAACCAAGGCAGCUAAUGAGAUCCCUUUCGCACAGAUAUCACGAGACCUGCGCGACUGGCUGAUAUCCUUACCUGCUCACCUGAGGAUAAAUCCAGAUCAAAUGCCGGCACUGGCGCCUCCAGUCCACAUAAUGUCGCUGAACCUCCUAUAUCACACGACUGUGAUUCUCUUGCACAGACCUGUGGUACUCGGAGCACGCGAUAUGAAUGCUCCGGGACCGGCACGGUCAUACAAGAUGUGUAUUUCAGCAACAGCAGCAAUUCAUGAUCUGAUUAUGCUGCAAGCUAAUACAUUUGGGCUGUCGCAUGUAUCAUAUCUCAACGCGUACAGCGUGUACAUCGCAGCCACGAUUGCCGUUCUACGGUUUGAGCGAGAGUGUCAACCAGGAGACGAUCCCGCCGUGGCUGCGCAGAAGAACGGUUUGAUCUUCUUGUUGGACGUUUUACAAAAGACCUCGAACGCGGUGCCGGCACUUGAACGAAGUAACGCCAUCAUCACGAAAAGAAUGAAAGCGGUCUUGGAACGGCACAAGGCACAAGCAAGACAUAGCUACUCGAAUGGAUCGACACCACCGAAAUUCAACAUUCCAACACUUACCAGCCAUCAGCUGGAUCUAGCACAACCUACCGCCUUCCAAGCACUCUCCAACGCAGCUCUCGGACAUGCAAGCUAUUCUGGACCAGACACUCCUGGUUCUUUCGUUGCUCCAAUGCAAUGGACGUCGGGGAUCAGGAGCAGUCUUUACACCGAGUCUUCACACAUAGUUGACGAUUUCUUGCCGGCAUUCCCAGGCCAACAAUUUCCCAUAGGGUCCGAACACAGCUUUGGAAGCAACGAGGUCGAUCCCCACGCUAGAACUGCCUUACUUGGAUACAACCUGGAUCCUCAUCCGAGACUGAACUCUGGAGAUAUUGACUGGAAUUUCAUGGAUACUUUCGAGAACAGUUCGGUCCAUAUGUGAAACUGAUUUGCAUGGCAACACGGUGUUUGAAGGAAUGACAGCGAGUAGGGCAAUUUGUGGUUUCAAUCAACUGAUGGGGGGAUGAUCACUUGCGAAAA